Bombus huntii is the source of this 6526-nucleotide messenger RNA. RefSeq names its product dynein axonemal intermediate chain 7 homolog. The transcript has 13 exons. Gene Ontology annotation, cellular component: axoneme. NCBI's taxonomy places the organism in Eukaryota, Metazoa, Arthropoda, Insecta, Hymenoptera, Apidae. Gene Ontology annotation, molecular function: beta-tubulin binding; microtubule binding. The record is from RefSeq and is a predicted model, not a curated record. Bases 966 to 3545 code for a protein of 859 amino acids.
GAAUUUCGCAUCUCAUCGUUCUUGGUACACCGUAUCUCAUGCAGCGGUUUAUCAAACUUCAACGAGACUCACCAGCGUUGCUGAGAAUGAUCUUCGAACGAAGCAACCAUCUUUGGGAUUUGAUAAUCGUCUUUAGGACUCGUUGUUGGUUACGGCAGUCGGCAGUUGUCAGACGUGUUACUGUCGAUCGUGACAUUCAUGACGGCGUUUGACAAGAAACGGAGGUUUCUCGCUAAUCCAUUUGAAUACAUCGAUGUCGUCAUUUCCCCGACAAAGCGAAACGACGUCGUUGUUGACUCGUUCGAGCUUCGACUUGGACCAGGUGAUCGUCUCGGACAGGUAUCGAUUCGGCAAAAAAGUACCCAUUUCGACCCUAUGUCGAGCUUGUGUAUGAUACACGCAAAGGAGAGGGAGAAAUAGAGUAAGAUAAGAAGUAAAAGAGAAAUGGUCAAUUUUGCAGGGGAUCGAAGGGCAAAGCAUCGUCGAAUAAUAACCGACAAACGACGAAAAGCAUACAAGAUUUCUUCGAUGAAGAAAAUGACCGCGAUUCAGACUCGGAAUCCAAGUUGUACGUGGAGUAUGAAGAGGAUGAAGUAGAAAGAGAAAGCAUCGCGCGAAGACAACGAGCGAAAUCCAUCGACGCACCACGUCACGUCUUAUCCUUGGUAAGGAAGAAACAUAGUAUUUCAGUUAGCGAUAAUCUAAUUCGGUACUGUUGAACGUUCGAUGUUCUAGGUGGAAAGAUGGCGCGAAUGGCAGGUUAUUUCGCUGUAAAGUAAAUCGAGAUAAGCGACGAUCAUUUGAUUCGCGUUGAUGUCUGCGGUGUAGCGACGUAACGCGGUUCGACCAACUUUCGAAUUCCAAAUCAGCCGAUCUAGUAAACGCGUUGAGCCGCAAACGCCGUGGCCGUUUCCCGAAAGAAACCGAACAAUCUCGAUUCUAUUCAAUCUCGAUUAAUUUAGAAAAUGGCAGCGGCCGCAAUUAUAGCGCGAUCCAAAGACACGUCCCUGAAAAAUCAGAAAAAAAGGAAAGAGGACCAAGCUUCGCCGGAAGAAAAAACAGAUGAGUCCGCUGUGAAAGCAGGAAUCUUCGAUGUAGAUAAAAUUAGUCGGAUGGAGGAUAUCAGGGAUCUUAUGAUAAAAGACAUGCAAGAGGAGAUUCGUUUGGAACAAUACGACACGAAACGAAGAACAGAAAUGGAAGCGGAAGAAGCGACGAUCCGGCAGAGACAGCUGAAGCAGACACGCGUCAUACUUUCUCGACAUUGGACAGCGUACGCGAAUAACAUAUUGAACCUGAAACAAGAAGAGAACUGGGCACGGUACAUGACUUGCGAUGGUCUACCAGAUCCUGGUUCGUUGUCCGACAUGAAUACAUUCUUGUUUCUCUGGCCGUUGACAGAUAAAGAGCCGAGUAUGAAUACCAUAGAGGAUAAGUGUCGAGUGAUCACACACGUAAGUAAAGAGAAUAAUUUGGUCAAUCGGUCGAUAACUUUCAUGAUUAACUUUUAUCUUUCAGCUGUUGAGCAAGAUCGAUCGGAUUAUUCGCUUCUCCACGAUCGACUCGAAGGAAUACGUGAUCGAAUGCGAAUCGGUGAGUGGAUCUCGAAGAAAUCUCUCUUCUUUUCCAACGAUUGUCACUUUUAUUUUCGAACGCCACAGAUCGCUACUAAGCUUCGAAUGGAACUUCAACGGUGGAUAGAUCUCGCGUGCUACCGAUUGCUACGUAAUAUCGAGUCUAACAUGAUCAGAGAAGACAUGAAAACUACCAGAUACGUUCGUGCGACGAACAAAGCAGUGUGUUGCGUUUGGGCUCCUAUUCCGUUGCCGAUAGGACUGAAACGACAAGGAGGGGAUAUAGAACGAUCGUCGUUAAUCACACACGGAAAGUCGAUCGAAAUAGAAUUCGAAGAAAUGAAACUGACGAUUAAGAUGCCGAGCGAUUUGGACUGCCAUCGUAUGGCGAUUAGAGGUCUUUGGCUUGCUUACGAUCAUUACUCGAUCGAAGCUCAUUCCUAUCGCAUGCCCCAACUACCAGAAAAUUUGUUCGAUCUGUGGAAUCCAUCGUUAGAUCUUCUGGAAUACUCGACAAGAGAGUACGAAGAAAAGGUUCGAUUACGCGAAGAGCAAGCGGAAGGACGACGUUUACGUCUAGAGGAAAAGAAAGCGAUACUGGAAAGAAUGGAAUAUCCUCCGGUUUCACCGCGGCUGGAUAAGAAAAGGAAACGAGGUAAAAAGGAGAAAAAAGCACAUUCGGCGAAAGAUUACCAGUCGGAAUUCGAAUCCACGUUGGCCUCGGUGUUGCCUUCGAAAACGGAGCUAUUACCCUAUUUGCCGACCCCGAACGAGAUACUUGGUCAGAGAGAAGAGGAAGCAAUGUCGGAAAGCAGAAAGUUACUCUUUACUCGAUGCGAAAAUACAGAAGUGAAUUUGCGAAAAUAUAGGAUCCUCGGUGGAGUAUUUCGCGUAGAUCUCCUCUACCAACCGCCACAACCAAAAGAUCUCGGAAAAGAGACUUAUUUAACUACUCUUGAAUUACCGAAGGAGCCGAAAUUCGUACCGUUUCUUAGAUCAUACGAGACACCUAAGGCACCACUGGAGUCCGAGAGAACGCCGGAAGUCAUCGAAGCUGAAAUGAAAGCUCUGGAACUAGCGAUGGAUGCGCUCGUCUUGCUUACACUCAAGCUGCCUGAUUCGGUGUUCUGGUUCGAACCACCGGUGGUCGCCCAUUGGUUACCAGAGAAAGAAAUGUGGUCAACGAAACACGUACACGAUGUUAAAUUCAACGAAGAGAAACAAACGAUCACGUUUCGUACCGGAAGAUUAGGAAUUCAUGGAUUAGCUGGCUACAAAUACGCGAAUCUUCCGUUUCAAAGUUGGGAAUUGAAACCGGAAAUGGGAAAAAGCGGACGAGAACAUGCCGGGGUGGUUCUCAGCAUUACAGCUGCCACGAUUCAAGCCGAGUUCGUUGUCAGGGAAGAUCGAGUUUGUUUGAACUCACUUACCGGUGCCGCGUCUACACCGAUUAAGGAAAUUAUCGGUGAAUAUUUCGAAUUGGAAUGUUUGAUCGAGCGAUUGCAACAAGUUGGUUGCGACCUCUUUCCGGAACGGGACGCUGCCAGCUAUUUAAAAGGACUCUCGAUCAAACACCCGAUCGCUGAGAAACACUUGAGAGAGUGCAUGGCUCUAUUGUCUACCUCCUAUAUUUUUUCUUGGUCACGAUGGAACGCGUCUCGCAGCUUUCGAGAAAUAGUUUUGCAAUUUAAAGAGGUACACGGUUGCGUGGCAAAACAGCGUACGAACCUGACGGUCUUGGUAACAUCUUCGCGGACAAUGCGCAUACGGUGUACCGAGGUCAGUUCCGAAUUCUCCGACUUACCACUCGAUGACGUCGAAGACAUCAAGUUUUACGCCGACCUUUAUCAAUUGGCGUUAAACACCGCUGGGAUCAAGACUCGACUACUGACGGAACAGAUGUCGUAUAAAUUAGCGUCGACGGUUACUCAACUUCUCGAACGUACCAACGUUAUCAGCAUGUCCUCUUAACUCGAUCGAGCUGCAAAUAAGGACACUUGGCUGUCGGUGCAUCGAAAAUGGAAGAAGGGCAAUAAGAUUGGAUGACGAGAGUUCGUUUCCCAAACGAAAUUCUCUUUAUUCGGAUAUACAACGUUAUGUCGAGCAUCAAGCGAUAUUCAGGAAAUAAUAAACGCCUCCGUUCGAUCAGUUUGUCAACGAUAUAUCAGUUUGUAAAACGAUAUUUCGACUCGAAGGAAACACACAGCGAUAUCGAGCUUAUAGUUAAGCGAUAAAGAGUUAAUCGAUGCGCUUCGUCGUUGGGUCGAGGGUCGAAUGAAAGAGAAUGAGGUAGCAGAAUGAUGUAAGGUAGAGAUUGUGCGACCGAGUCGGUUGCUGGAAUGCUCGGGACGAAGGGCAAGAUGUGGAGCAAAAUGUGUGUGCGUGUGCGUGUGUGGGUGGGUGGGUGGUUGAGUGUGCGUGCGCGCACGGAUCAGAUCGAUAAAGUGUAUAACAGGCGAUACACAACGACGAGGAAAUGAUAUGACAAGGAAGCGUUAAAUCUGUACGACUGACAGAGUCCUUUACUGCGGAUUUGACUACGUGGGCCUAGUCAGUCGAGGUUUCCGACAACGAACGGUUUGUGUAUUUGUGUGUAUGUAUAUGUGCUUGCUUGCUUGUUUGUUUGUUUGUUUGUUUGUUUGUCUAUCGAUAUCGUCAAUCGAAAACGCUAUUACUUUUCGAACGGGGCUCGUUCGUUCCGUUUUCCCUUCGUCCGUCUUUUUCUAGUCUUUGUCGAAAAAUACAACUUAUUUCUUCGAAUCGAUGUUUCCUUCCACCCCACCCACCUGUACAGAUGGAUACACCUUCCCAACUUGCAGUUUAAUUCUUCUCUUGAUUUUUAGAACAAACAUUACGUGCAUACGCAAUAGGAAGCUAAAAAAUAUAUGUAUAGUGUUGCGCGCUGCGAGGGCCGGACACGCGUGGCGAGCAGUCUUCACUUCGGUACACAACCGAACACGAUCGAUCGCAGAAAUUUCUUUCGCCCCUUCGUUCAUUCGCCCGCUCAUGUAUUCAUGUGUUCGUCCGUUCAUUCAUUCCUUUGUCCGUUCGUUCGUCCCUUCGUUCGUCUGUUCAUUCAGUCGUUCGUCCAUUCAUUCGUCCGUUCAUUCAUCCAUUCGUUCCUUUGUUCCUUCGUUCGUUCGUUCUUUCCUUCGUCCGUUCGUUUCUCCGUUUGUUCGUUCGGUCGUCCUCUUUCGCACCCAUCUUAUCUUCUCUUUCCUCUUUUGCUUCCGUUGAGUUCGUUUGCGCUUACUUCUUCCUCCACCGAUCGACGGAACCCUGUUCGUCCUAUGUAUCGUUUGCACGCGUACGAUAUGUAUACUCAUAGUCGCGCGCAAUAUGUCAAACGAUAACGCUGUCACGAUAAUCUUUUUUUUCCACUUUUCUUUUCCAUUCCGAUUCGGACGAUCGCGAAUCUAGCGUCUGCGACGUUCCCUACUUGCUUAUUAACCUUUCUAUAUUCUCAAACACAUCAGCAUCCGGCUCGCCAGCUAUUCCAGCAUAACUUUUUCCAUUACCUCUUUUCUUCUUUUACCUUCGUUCGAAACUUUUUGUUUACAAGCUCGACGAUGCUUCUCCUUUAAGUAGGUGUACUUGCAUUAUGACCACCCGACUACGUUGUUUCUUCGUCAAGUUAUGCCUGAACUACGCGAUGAGCGUUUAUCAAUCUCAAGAUUAAAGACUUGUAGUAGUCGAUGAUGAAAUGGUCGAUGCGUAAAGUUCAACUUUCGAUAAAUUUGCGAAUCAGAAAACAACUAGAGGAGGCGACCUGCCUUCCCUUUUCACGAUGUUACCGAUCGAACGAAAGACCAAGAAGAAAACGAGACAGUAAUAUCGUUUGACGCGGUGCGUCGUACGCCGUGUCAAAUGAGUCCCGCGUGUCGGCUCGCUCUCGAUCCGACGCAGAGGCCAACAACUUGCACUUCUCGACUCGCCACUUCGCGCGAGUUACAGCAGGGUGAAUCGUGUCGAGAACAGAGAGGUAAUACGGAUAGGCGAUAAAAUACCGACUAUGAUCGAACCUGAAUAAGUAUCGACUGGAUUACGCUGAUCGACAUCGAGUAGCGAGCCAUUCUCGCGCGGGAUCGCUCUAAAAUCCUAUUAACGCUCGUUCUAUCGUUAUCGCAAACUGGAACUUGACUCGCAAGCUGCUUACGAUUGAGGUAAUCCAUGGUAUAAGGCCCAAUUCGCAUCCAGUUCGAAUUAACGCGUACUUAGUUUGUAUACACUACGCAAUGUAUGUCGACGAUUCGUUUGACUCUCUAAAAUAGGUUUUAGAAUUAGCGCGCGUUCCAUCUGCGUGAGAAAACACAGAUUAAAUACCAAACAUGAACGAUCGAUCGCUCGAACAACGAAUCUCUGGCGCCACACGUGAAUGAUCUUCAUCCACGCGAGAAGAGUAUACGGUAGAGAUAAUCCGUCCGUUGCUUCGGCUAACUCGGUUUCCACUGACACCGGCCGCCGAUCGUUGUUGCUGUCGCGCGAGUUUCGCGAAAGCUCCAUCGACCGGGAUCGCUCGAAAUUCCGAACGAUCGCGGCGCGUUGGAGCAAACGAGAAAAUCGGAAAAUAAAAUAGGGAGAAGAAACGCUCGAGGGCUGGGAGACACCUUCGAUCCGUCGUUCGCGUUUACUUUUGGCACUUUUUCUCCGAUUAUGGGGCUAAUUUUCUAUCUGAGCGCGCGUAAUCGCGCCAACAGGCGUUCCAUCACGAUCGACCAAACGCGAUCGAGCGACAUACGAACGUAUAAUAUUUAUAAACGCGCUGCGAACGCGUUCGCUUAACGACUAAACGCUAUGGAUCUGGUGCAUGUGACACUCCUCUGGUGCAAACGUUAGCUCGGACUCCGACUCGAAAGAGUCGAACAGGAGUCGAACGAGUCGUUUUAGCGCAUUUCUCUCUUUUCUUACUUUUUUCCUUUUCUCUCUUUCCUUUUUUUUUCUUUUUUCUUUUU